Molecule: messenger RNA, 3632 nt
Organism: Limulus polyphemus (Atlantic horseshoe crab)
Lineage: Eukaryota; Metazoa; Arthropoda; Merostomata; Xiphosura; Limulidae
Product: photoreceptor-specific nuclear receptor-like
Exons: 8
Coding region: 40-1443 (467 amino acids)
Biological process (GO): anatomical structure development; cell differentiation; positive regulation of transcription by RNA polymerase II
Molecular function (GO): RNA polymerase II cis-regulatory region sequence-specific DNA binding; nuclear receptor activity; zinc ion binding
Source: RefSeq, a predicted model, not a curated record
ACUGACUCCAAAAGAAAAUAAAUAUGGAUUACUAGAGUUAUGACAUACAAUUGGCAACCUACGCAGUAUUCCCGUAUGUAUAAUUUCUGUAACUCCCAAGUUUCCAGCCCUAUUGCCUUCGACGUAAGAGCUACUCGAUCUCCCGACAUCCGUGAGCCGAAAUGUCCGCCGAUUUACGCUAGUUUAUCGUUGCAGAAUUUCUCUCAUUCUUACUCUCCGUCACAUAUCUCCGCACAUAGUACCCACCAAAUCCUUCAAGGAAGCCCGCCGCAUGCUGCUAAGGGAGAUUCGCCAGAUUUAUCGUGUGUUGUAUGUGGAGACAGUUCAAAUGGGAAACACUACGGAAUUAUGGCGUGCAAUGGAUGCAGUGGAUUUUUUAAACGGAGUGUCCGCCGGAAACUAAUUUACAGGUGUCAGACCAGUUCCGGAAGGUGUGUUAUGGACAAGGCUCACAGGAACCAAUGCCAAGCCUGUAGGCUGAAGAAAUGUUUACAGAUGGGAAUGAACAUAGAUGCGGUACAAAAUGAAAGACAGCCACGCAGUACAGCCAUUAUCUACCCUGAGACCCUCGUAGAGAUGGACAGUGAACGUUUAUUCAGGGAGGGACUGGUGGCCACGGUCGGGAUGGGGAUUUUCCCUCCUGUCAUGACUACCUCCCUUUCCAGCUCGGGCACGGCCUCAAGUUCAGUAUUUGGUGGGUGUCGUAAACUUGAAGGUGAUAAAGGAAAAAACGGUGAACGUUUCGCAGAUAGCUAUAGAAGAGACCCAAUCAAACCCAGUAAUCUCACCGUUGCCUUAGUAACGUCAGCAAUGCCCUCAUUUAGCAACGUUCCACUUUAUACCUGUCCAACUACUCGUCAGGAAACGAUUUAUGAGACUUCGGCACGUUUGCUUUUUGUAGCAAUCAAGUGGGCCAAAAACCUUCCUUCAUUUGUUAACAUACCGUUUAGAGAUCAGGUUAUCCUUCUGGAAGAAUCGUGGGCGGAGCUUUUCCUUCUGUGCUCCAUUCAGUGGUGCAUGCCCUUUGAGCACAGUCCUUUGUUCAUGUCCAGCGAGCACGUGCUAGUAGGCUCACCCAAUGGAAAAGUAGCACCAUCUCUCGCAGAUCUGCGCACGCUCCAAGAAGUAACGACUCGUUUCAAAGCGAUUGGAGUAGACCCUGCAGAGUUUGCUUAUUUGAAGGCGAUUGUUCUUUUCAAAACAGAUUCUCGUGGUUUGAAAGAUGCUCACCAGGUGGAGGCUCUGCAGGAUCAAGCACAUCUAACGCUCCAGCAUCACGUCAAGACGCAGCACCCUACGCAUCUAGUCAGGUUCGGAAGGUUAUUGCUGAUGCUGCCCUCUUUACGGUAUAUUCCGACAGAUAGAAUAAAAACAAUGUUUUUCCAGGGUAUGGUUGGUAACACUUCUAUGGAAAAAUUGCUGUGUGACAUGUACAAGUACUGAGAGUGAAACUAUGUAUAGUCUAAUAUGGUUUAGGACAAAUUACUACAGACUUUUAAUUAUUUUAUCUAACUUAUAUGAUGGCUUAAAAACCUUAGGCUUCGCCAAGUCAUAAUGGUCACUUCUGCCCAUGAACGGACAAAGUAAAAGAGAAAACGAUGAUUAUUUGUGAACUAUGACGACUUAUUCGAAAAUUAAAAUCGCUGCUAUCGUCUGAUAUCCGCAGUGAUCUCGUAUCUAAUUUAGUAAUGGAUAUCCAGAUGUUCAAGGAAGUGAAACAGUAUCUUGGACUCGUAAUGGUAAUAUGAGGUUACAGGUGAGUUUGCUUAAAUUAAUAUUUACUGAGUUAUUAACAAAUCAAUACUCUUAAUAAUGGUAUGUUAAUUAGUGAAUACCAAUUUUUGUUACAAAGGAUACUUGAUUUUUUCAGUUUCAGAAUUUUGGCGCAAAUCUUCACAAAGGAAUAUCUGUGCAUAACUGUUCCUAAUUUUGAACUGAUAGAUUAGAGGGAAGGCACAUAAUCAAUAGCCCACCACCAACUCUUGGACUGAAUUUGUCUAACCGAAAAGUGGGAAUUGACUGCCAUACUUUGGGGGGGGGGGGCGCAAUGACUAACGAUCCUUCGGAUUCACAGUCCAAACACACUAUCCACCAGGUACAUCCAGGUGCUUUAUAACUGUCUAUCUGGUUUAAAAAACGAGAUAUUCAGACUACUCUUCAUAAUGGUUUUUAUUAAGUUUAUUUUAUUACUUCUAAAAAAUUAUCACUGUACUAAUUGAGUUUUUAGUAGGUGUCCACGGAAUGUGUCCCUUUUUAAAGCGAUAUACUAUGCCAAAAAUAAGAUUUUUUUUCUGUUCACAAGAAACUUGUAAAAUGAUAAUUUAUUUAACAUCAUGUACUUUUUAGUAUCCCUCCAGCAGCUCAAAAGUAAGUCUGAAGACUUACAACACUAAAAAUAGGAUUUUCGAUACCCGUGAUGAGCACAGCACAGAUAGCCCAUUGUUUAGCUUUGCGCUUAACAACAAACAAAUGAUUUUUUAGUAAAUUCGACUACAUAAUGUUCGAGGCUCGUUGGCAUCGACGAAAAAUCAGUUUCCGCGGUUAAAAUUUGUUUAAUUACUUCUUGGAAGUUUCCAAACCGGCCAAAUUUAAAUCGGGACAUAUUGUAUGCUAAAUCACACUGAUUUCACUUUAAAGAAAUUAGUGCAUACGUAUGAAUAUAAAUAUUUUAUGAUUUAUAUAAUUUUAAACUCUUCCUUAUUCACAAAUUUUCCUCCGGGACCACUUGGGUUAAGAACUAGGCGUUUCCUUUAAUGUGUGUAUUUCUUUGAGGACUUGAAGAUAAACCGAUUUUACUAUAAUGUUAUUAGAAAUGUGAUGUUUAAUCUAUAUUCAUAAAAUAUUACUUGUUUUUUGUUGUUUGAUAUCUAUAUGAGAAAUAACAAAAACUUUAUGGUUAGUCCAUAGCUGGACUAGUCCGCUGGUAAGUUUACGGAAUUACAACGAAACAUUUGGGGGUUAGAUUCCCCACGAUGGACAUUGUGUAGCUUUGUACUAAGAAAAGAACCAACAACUAUAGUUAAUGGUGUAUAUUGCACUUAAACGCUUUUACAGUAACACAUAUUUAUAUAUUUCCUUGUCAAAUUUUAGGUGCAAAUUUAUACAUUUCGAAUAAAAUGGAUUAAAUGUUUUUGAUUAUUUUCAAGUAAAACAAAUGUUCUGUCCACGACUGCCCUAAAAGGGCUUUUGUUCGAUCUGUUUGUUAAUUGAAUUUCGCGCAAAAAUACUCGAGAGCUAUCUGCGCUACUCAUCCUUAAUCUUGAAAUGAUAGAAUAGAAGGAAGGUAGCUAGUCAACACUGCCCAUGGCCAACUCUUGUACUACCCUUUACCAAGGAAUAGUGAGAUUGACCUUCACAUUAUAACGUCCCUAUGGCCGAAAAAGUGGGCAUGUUCGGUGACAGGAUUCAAACUCGCGACCCGUAACCAAUAGGCCAUGGCAAGACGUUUGCUCGAACUGUCGUAAUAAAUUUCCCUUUCAUUCAGUUCUGUCGAGAGUUUUAAAACUUCAAAUUUUUUAACUUCCAGUUUUCACCGAUGUUUAUUUAUUUACAAGUUUUUAUUGGUAAAUACUUUGUUCAUUUCUUCUUCUAUCGAGAUAUUUCUGAAAAUAAAAGUUAUAUAUAUAUAUAUA